AUGGAGUAUUGUGAUUCAUGCAGAGCUGUGUUGAAUGAGAGAUAUUUAUUAGAAGACUAGUUGACAAGACUCUAAAAUGAGUUGGAAAUAGUUGAGACUUAAUUGAAAUUAUUGAGGGAGGAGAAUGAAUUAUUAAAGAGUAACAUAAAAGUGCCUAAUAAAUAAAGACGUAAAAACAAUAGAACGAAGGCCGAGUUUGAAUAGUGUUAAAAAGAAAUUGAAAAAUUGCAAAUGAUAAUCUAACAUAAAGAUAUGAUUAUCCAGAGCCAAGUACGAUGUGAUAUAAUUAGUGAAAGCUCAAUUAUAGAUACCGACAUAGUGAAGAAGAAGGUGAAUCUUUGAAUAUAAAAAAUGUAUAUAUGUCAUAUACUAAUUUCAAUGUUAGAGAGUUUUAUGGAGUUUAACAUGUGGAGUUCAAUUUUCUUAUUCAAUUCAAUAGUUAUAAUGAAGUAAUGUGGUUAUUUAAAAUUAGAGUAGAGUUUCAAUUAUGAA
Messenger RNA from Paramecium sonneborni, 492 nucleotides. NCBI's taxonomy places the organism in Eukaryota, Ciliophora, Oligohymenophorea, Peniculida, Parameciidae. The record is from the annotation of a GenBank genome assembly.